AACAAAGAUUCACAUAUCAGAGGAAACCAACCGCACACGACAUCUUAUACAUUAAAUCCGACAAAAUGAAGUUUCAGUGUCUUACAAUUAUAGCAGUCUUUAUUUCAGUGACAACUGCUAAAGAAAUCGUUAGAAGGAAUGAAGAUGACUUUAUUGAUAAUUUUUUGGAAAGAUAUGGUUAUAUAGACAAUACGCCUGCUGAGAUCAGUCAUGAUAUGCCGACAUACCCCGAUAAAACAGUCACCAAAAACUUGGCUAUAAUUGAAUUCCAAAGGUUUUAUGGAUUGCCAUUAACUGGAAGAGUGGAUGAGAAGACUAAAGAAAUGAUGCGAAAGCCUCGAUGUGGGGUAACAGAUAUACCUAGAAACAGGAUUGGCCGUCGUUUCAAACGACAACGAAGACCCCAGGGAUAUACUCACCUUCAAGAUAAAUGGCCGAAUUCUCACGUUACCUGGAAAACACUUAAAUAUUCCAGACAGCUUCCUAAACAGAAACAAAGGGAUGCCUUUGUCAGAGCCUUUAAACUAUGGGAGGAUGUUGCUGCUUUAAAUAUACGGGAAACUGCAGCCGAGGCUGACAUGGUAUUAUCUUUUGAGAGACGAACUCACGGUGAUAGUAACCCUUUUGAUGGGAGAGGCAAUACUUUAGCGCACGCUUUCGGUCCAGGAACUUCCCCUUUAUCUGGUGAUAUUCACUUUGAUGAGGAUGAAGACUGGUAUCUUGAUCCUAAUGUAGAUCGUGGAUCCGACCUGUAUGUAGCUGCAGCCCAUGAGUUUGGUCAUUCGUUAGGUCUGGGUCAUUCCAACAAACAAAAUGCUUUGAUGUUCCCGGUUUACAGAAAAAGUAAGGAUUUGAAACUGGAUAUCGAUGAUAUUAUAGGAAUACAAGCUCUAUAUGGAUCUAGACUGGGAUCUGGCGGAACCCGUGGUGGUACCAGGCCUAGACUGGGAUCUGGCGGAACCCGUGGUGGGACCAGAACCAAUGGUGGAGUAUAUCCCCCAAGAACAAGAUUAGCACCAUCGACAACGACAACACCCGCUCCAAAAACAUGUAAUGUUGAUAUUGACCAAAUCGUUGAGGGUGAGUUGGUAUAA
Molecule: messenger RNA, 1094 nt
Organism: Patella vulgata (common limpet)
Lineage: Eukaryota; Metazoa; Mollusca; Gastropoda; Patellidae
Product: matrilysin
Exons: 6
Coding region: 66-1094 (342 amino acids)
Biological process (GO): proteolysis; collagen catabolic process; extracellular matrix organization
Cellular component (GO): extracellular matrix
Molecular function (GO): zinc ion binding; metalloendopeptidase activity
Source: RefSeq, a predicted model, not a curated record